Trichoderma aggressivum f. europaeum is the source of this 996-nucleotide messenger RNA. RefSeq lists its product as uncharacterized. The record is from RefSeq and is a predicted model, not a curated record. Lineage: Eukaryota; Fungi; Ascomycota; Sordariomycetes; Hypocreales; Hypocreaceae. The transcript has 6 exons. Bases 1 to 996 code for a protein of 331 amino acids.
AUGCCUGGAUGGUCGGCUUUAGGCGGUCAAACGCAAUCUGCAUACACUACCGGUGAUGUAAAUUUGACCGACGGUGUCCUUGGGCACUCGUCACCCUCUGGCUCAUCAACGGGCUCUGCCGUUGGCGUCAGCGCAGGGUAUGCCCCCCUGGCGAUAGGAACGGACACUGGAGGGUCUUUGAUCACACCGAGCACCCGAGCGGCAUUAUACACUCUCCGGCCAACGAUGAAUCUGGUCCCACAAGAUGGCUUGAUACCUCUAUACCAUUUAUUCGAUACUGUGGGACCGAUGGCGAAAUCGCCUUCUGAUCUGGCAAACCUUUUGGAUGUCUUAACCACUCCAAAGGGAAGCAAAGAGAGAAAGCUUUAUUCUCAAAUGAUGGCUCAUGACUUUAGAGAUUUCAAAAUUGGGUGUCUCUCUCCAGGAACAUGGUUUUUCGACUCUGAUCUACAGCGCCCAGUGCCAGAAGCCACGGCGCAGAUAAAAAAAGACACCCAAGCAGCCUAUGCAAAGAUGGCACUUACGGCAAAGUCCUUGAAAGAAGUAGGACUUGUAUCCAUCGAUGCAUUUGAAGUGAAUGGGCGGCAUAGUUUCUACGAUAUUCAAGCGGCUCGGUUUAAACCCACAUUUGAGGGUUACCUUGGAACCCUCGAAGAUUCCCAACUCCAGAACGCCGUCACAAUGACAAUGUCCGAUGAAGAGCAUGAUUUCCUCCUAAGGCAUGCGCGCAAAGUUGGCCGAGACAUUGGCAUUGACAAGACACUUGAAGAAUAUGACGUAGAUCUAGUCAUUGCGCCAGCUGACUCUCCCGUAAACCUAUUGGUGUCGGCUGCCGGCUACCCCUCCGCAACGAUGCCAUUGUCGUACCUCGAGUACAACGGCCGACCAAUUGGCUUGGUUGCAUUUACGACUGCUGGGGGCGAAGAAAUGCUGUUGAACUUUCUGCGUGCGUACGAGAAUACCUUUCCAAGACGAUGCCCCCCUAGCCUCCUCUAA